Molecule: messenger RNA, 812 nt
Organism: Lotus japonicus
Lineage: Eukaryota; Viridiplantae; Streptophyta; Magnoliopsida; Fabales; Fabaceae
Product: protein NONRESPONDING TO OXYLIPINS 2, mitochondrial-like
Exons: 3
Coding region: 78-341 (87 amino acids)
Source: RefSeq, a predicted model, not a curated record
UAGCUUCGUUCAUCCAUUUCUCUGUCUACACCCCUACUUCUUCUGCCUUGUAUUCCAGUGAUAGCAAAAGCAAAGACAUGGCGUUGCGCUCCGGAUCUCUCUCAAGGUCAUUGCUCUCCGCCGCGAGAACCAUACCUCGCCGUUCCUCUAUCCCUCGCCCUUCCAUUCGCUCUCAUCUUCUCCACCCUCGCCGCCCCCUCGUUACUGUCCCUAGAACUAUGGGGAUUCUAGGGUGCACGCAGUCGCUGUUGCCGCUGCACAGCGCUGACGCCGCCGCUCGUCUCACUUCCCACAUUUCCGUCGAAUUGCGCGCUUGCUGCGAAUUGUCUCAAGGUACUUGAAUGGCCUUUACAAUCAGCAAUCAGCACCAGUUGUGCACACAUGUUUGGUUGGUUGGUUGGACAUAGAAAUGAUGGUGGAUUCUGUGAAGCAGGAAGCCUGCUCUCACUUUUCAAAACUGUUUUUAUGGUCUUGAUUGAGGUUUGGGUAGUGAAUUUGACUAGCAUUUCAAUUAUUCUAUACUUUUUAUCAAAAUUAAAUAAGUAUAUCCAUUCUUCUAUUAUUAGGAUUUAAGAAACUUUUGAACCUAAUUGAAGGUUUAUAGACUUUGUUUUGAUUUGUAGAAGAUAAUAACGGGUCCUGGUCCUGAAUCUUGUUUUGAUUCCGGGUUAAGUGGAUGUGUAGAUAUUAGUUGAUAGUGUCUCAUCAUCGUUUGAGCAGGUGCAAACUCGCAAUGGUUUUGUUUUGCUCUUGAACCAAAUUUGGAAGUUCUAUGAUUUUAGUUGAAUCAGAGUUCCUUCCAUUCUAACUCA